CAUGACUUGUUGGCCCAGAAUACUUAAUCCCUCCAUCGGCAAUCGUGCCCGCAGGACAAAUUUGGUUUUCUCGCGGGGCGUCCUCCUGUCGCAUUUCCUGAAUUGUGGAAUCAUUCAGAAUCCAUUCUCUUCAAAGCGCGUAAGAGCUGUAGGUCGGAAAUGGCGCCCGCAAUAUCAUCGCUCCUUUUACUCACAUGUCUCCUCGCAAUUCCUUCCCAAUCGAGAACACUAUUCGCCUUCGAACAGCAACAAUUGACCAGGGAGUAUGUCGCAUCCCUGCCAGAGGAAGAUAGACAGCUUUUCGCUUUUGACGACCAGUUCGAUACCGAGAUAGCGAGUGCAGCCGACAAGCCUUGCCGUUACAACUCAACAGAUGGGAAAUGGCCGUCGGAGAAAGCUUGGAAUGGAUUAGCGAAGCAACUCAACACAUCGUCCUCUCUCAUAAAAACCAUCCCGCAAGCCUCCGAAUGCUAUGGGUCGAACAAAAACGUCGCGAAAUGCCAGGAGCUUGGGAAAAAUUGGGCGAACCCAACACUGCAUAUUGAUGAUCCGUCGGAGGUUUUGUCGCCGAUCUAUCAAGGACUGACAUGCCAGCCGCCCUCUAUAUACGAUAGUAUCAAUUGUACGCUUGGGGGAUAUCCGACAUAUGUAAUUAAUGUCAAAUCGGUGCUUGAUAUUCAACUCGGAAUCAACUUCGCCCGAAACAACAACAUUCGACUGAUCAUAAAGAAUACUGGACACGAUUUUGCCGGGAAGUCAGUCGGCGCGUCUUCCUUGAGUAUUUGGACACAUGGGUUGAAAGACAUUCAAUUCUUCGACAACUACGUCGAUGAGUCAGGUUACAAAGGCCCUGCAGUCAAAGCCGGUGCAGGCGUGCAAGCAUUCGAGCUAUACAAGGCAGUAAGCGACAAAAAUGUAGUCGUAGUGGCUGGUGAAGGCCAGACUGUAGGAGUGAUGGGAGGAUACAUCCAAGGCGGUGGUCAUUCUCCACUCAGCUCACUCUAUGGCAUGGCCGCUGAUCACGUUCUUGGGUUUGAAGUUGUUACGGCGAUAGGCGAAUUCGUCACUGCGAACUCAACUAGCAACACCGACCUCUUCUGGGCUUUGAGAGGAGGUGGAGGAGCGACAUAUGGUGUUGUAACCUCGGUAACAGUGAAAGCCUUCAAAGACAUGCCAGUGGCUGCCGCCUCAUGGUCAUUCAACAGCACCAAACUAGGAGCGGCAGGGUUUUGGACAGCAACUCAAGCGUUUAUCGACGGUGCCAACACCUACGCAGACAACGGAGUGUACACCUACUUCAUGAUAGCCCCGAGCCCAACCGGAAAAGAUUAUACAUUCUUGAUGAAGCCGCUUUUCGCCCCCAAUAAGACAACCAACGAACUGAACACGAUCCUCGGACCAUUCCUCAAACAGCUAACAAGCAAGAACAUCCCACUAUCUCCUAAAAUCACCGGAUACAAGGGCUUUUACCCUGCAUGGCAAGCGGAAUUUGGACCAGAAAUGGGGUCAAACGUUCAAACAGCUGUAGGUUCGCGUCUAUUCCCACGAUCCAACUUCGCCGACGACAAAUCCCGAAAUACGACCUUCAUUGCGCUUCGCGAAACUGUCGAGGCGGGACAGCCAAUCAUUGCAUUCAAUAUCGCACCCACUUCCGCUCGUGGAGGCAAUGUAGACAAUGCGGUGAAUCCAGCCUGGCGCAAUGCCGUGAUCCACGCGAUUAUGAGUCGCUCUUGGGAUGCGAAGUCUUCGGUGACUGAUAUCCUCACGGCACGCAAGUCUUUCACGACCGUUGCAAUGCAGAAGUGGAGAGACAUUACAGCUGGUAGUGGCAGCUAUCUGAACGAGGCAGACCGGAUGGAACCAAAUUGGCAACAGAGUUUCUUUGGCGACAAGUAUACAAAGCUGCUUAGUAUUAAGCAAGAUCGCGAUCCGAAGAACGUGUUUUGGGCUGUGAACUCUGUGGGUAGUGAGGGUUGGGCUGUGCAGAGUGUCGAUGGAUUGCCGAAUGAGAAUGGGAAAUUGUGCAAAGUCUCCGCAAGAACUUCUGAGUAGAUAGUCCAAGUUGAUUCGGAAAGAUUAGAGUACAUUUCAGAGCUACCAAGGGAAGCAAGUCGUCUCAUUCACUAUUGACCUAGAUAAUCUAAGAUUUCUAUUCAUUGUACGACUAUGCGGUGCGCGAAAACUAACCCAGGUUGUAUGCUGGAUUUGAUGAUUCACUGGAACAUAAACACAAUUCAAGUGCAAAGUGACAAGCGGAACCCAGGAACCGUCCAGAAUUAGUACAAGAUCAGUCACGAUAGCACGCAUCUAUUUCUCAAGUACCAUCCUUCCAGUCUAAGGCCGCAUCAGACCACUCUUUAUAAUGUAAAUUCCUUGCUAACAUAUAGCAAUCGAUAUCUCUCUUAGCAAUUAGCUCGUAGCUUCACGCAUUUUCUGAACUUCCAAACUUCCCCUUUUCUGUCUCAGCGCUACGUCCAUCUUCUUUACUUGUUGGACUUGAGUAUACAGUUUGAGCGAAAGGCUCUGGUGAUGUUUGUCGUUGAGCGCCGGCCGGAACAUCUCAUCAAGCCUUCCCCGUGGAGUUACUGGCCUGGCCGGUCAAUAAUUUUGGGGGGACGGGCGAGAAGCUUGCUGGGGUCUCCAAAACUGGGCACUGGUGAACGAGUAAUCUGUGUUAGAACGCU
Molecule: messenger RNA, 2684 nt
Organism: Periconia digitata
Lineage: Eukaryota; Fungi; Ascomycota; Dothideomycetes; Pleosporales; Periconiaceae
Source: the annotation of a GenBank genome assembly